Pneumocystis jirovecii RU7 is the source of this 279-nucleotide messenger RNA. RefSeq names its product small nuclear ribonucleoprotein E. The coding region runs from base 1 to 279 and encodes 92 amino acids. The transcript is spliced from 4 exons. The record is from RefSeq and is a predicted model, not a curated record. Gene Ontology annotation, biological process: spliceosomal snRNP assembly; mRNA splicing, via spliceosome. NCBI's taxonomy places the organism in Eukaryota, Fungi, Ascomycota, Pneumocystomycetes, Pneumocystales, Pneumocystaceae. Gene Ontology annotation, molecular function: RNA binding. Gene Ontology annotation, cellular component: U5 snRNP; U4 snRNP; U2 snRNP.
AUGUCAGGACGCACACAAUCAGGAACAAAGCAGAAGGUGAUGAUACCACCAAUUAAUUUUAUUUUCAAGCUUUUACAGCAACAUACUACAGUGUGUAUCUGGCUUUAUGAGCAAACUGAAAUGAAAAUUGAAGGGAAAAUAAGGGGUUUUGAUGAAUUUAUGAAUUUAGUAAUUGAUGAAGCGGUAGAAAUAGGCCAAAAAAAAAAUUCCAGUAGAUCACUCGGCCGUAUCCUAUUAAAAGGUGACAACAUUACUUUAAUCCAGGCAGCACAACUUUAA